Molecule: messenger RNA, 366 nt
Organism: Aplysia californica (California sea hare)
Lineage: Eukaryota; Metazoa; Mollusca; Gastropoda; Aplysiida; Aplysiidae
Source: RefSeq, a predicted model, not a curated record
GAAUGGGUUGAACGACCACAGAACAAAGCUAUCGCCCUGGGGAAGGAUCUCGUGCUGAGCUGUCAGGCUAAAGCCUCUGCUGGUGCUGUUGCGCCAGAGAACGCUGUUGCUGUUGUGGACGCUAUUGCUGAUGAAGAUGUUGCUGUUUCCAAGGCGGUACUGUCCUACACGUGGCUGUUGGAGGGAGGGGCUGUACCCGCCAGGGCGUCUGUGUUCUCCAACCACUCCCUGUUCCUGCCGUCUGCGCGGACCCAAGACCUGGGAACUUACGGAUGUACGGUGGACCUGCACGUGACCUUCUCCAACGGAAGUACUACCCGGGUCAACGACACGCUAGAGGCGCUGGUUAUUGAAGCUUCUGAAUGA